Molecule: messenger RNA, 477 nt
Organism: Candidula unifasciata
Lineage: Eukaryota; Metazoa; Mollusca; Gastropoda; Stylommatophora; Geomitridae
Source: the annotation of a GenBank genome assembly
AUGAAACAUACUAAAGAAAAAGGAAAAGCUCCUCCUAAAGGCAGGAGACGACUGGAGUUUGGGGCACCAAAGCAGCAGUUGCCAUUGCUGAAUAAGGCAGUUUACAUGGAUAUCAAAAACAGCAGGCAGGCAGAUUUUAUGGAGGAACAGCUGAAAAAAUUGGGGGCCAGAGUGGAGAAAUUUUUGAGUGUUGAGGUGAACUAUGUGAUAUCAAGUUCCGGGCCUUCAAAACCUGAUGAGAAAGUCAGUCGCGAGGAAAACCCACAGAGUCCAUCUUUUGUUCCAAGCCCUUUCAACAGUAUUGCCUCUCCAGCGGUCCCACCAGAAGCCAAGACAGUGGUAGUAUCCAGAGGGAAAGCUUUAGCUCAGAUUGCUUGUGCCAAAAACAAGGCUAGUUCUGUUGUCACAAGUGCUGAAAAACUGGGGAUAAAGUUGUGUCAGCAGAAGCUGCAACAAAAUGGCUUGAGAAAGAGUUAA